Molecule: messenger RNA, 745 nt
Organism: Paramecium pentaurelia
Lineage: Eukaryota; Ciliophora; Oligohymenophorea; Peniculida; Parameciidae
Source: the annotation of a GenBank genome assembly
AUGGGAUAAUAGCAGUCACAAUAAAACAAUUUUUUUUGGCCAAUUAAGGGAGAAGUAUAAUUAUGGACUCAUUCAUAAAUAAAAGUUAAUUUGUUAUUUAAUAUUAGAUCAUAUCAGAAGGUGAAUCGAAGUUUUCUGAACAAAAUAAUGAAUCUGUAAUUAUAAGUCCAAUAGAAUACUCUUUAAGUUGGAUAACUAAAUAAAAUCAAAUUCAUUUUACUUCAAUGAAAGUAUCUAAUGGACUUAAAGUGAAAUUUGUAGUUGAUCAAACCAAUGGUAAACUUAUAAGUAAUUUAUUCCUUAAAAUUUAGAAACGGAAUAUACAUAACUUGAGAAGUUUGAAAAAUAAAUAGAUGAGGAACUACAACCAUAGAUAAUGUGGAAAUGCUGGGUUGAAAUUUGGCUUAACUAAACUAAAAAGAAUGAUAUUGUGCUUAAUAAAUAAGAAAGUUUAGAAAAUGUUUAAUUGGAGAGUGGUUUUGGAUCUAUUAAUAAUCCAGUUGUCAAAGUCUAUAGAGAGAGGAGAGGAUAAAUAUAACUUCUAACAAGACAUUUAUGUUAUACAAAUUAGAAUGAUAAUAAGAAAUCAAACAAAUACUAGAUAAAUAUGUAAUUUUGUAAGUCCUAAUUUUGGAUGUUCAAUUGGGAUCUUAAAUAGAAAAUAGUUCCUGAUACUUAUUUUUUGGAAUUGUAAAAUAAAUUAUCAACAGAAACUCUUUCUUUUAAUCAAUUAACACUAAAUUGA